GUUUGAAGGGCGCCCCCAAGAGAUACUAUUCUGCUAGCAAGCCUCACGUGUUUUGUACUGAUUUUGUCAACAAACGCGCGAAAUGUGAGCUCAAAGUAAUCCGGUCAGGGAUUUGAUUUUUGCGGGAAGAGCUUAAGUAAUCAUGGAAGAGACAGUUAGGCUUUGUGCCCUGGAGAAUCUUUUGUCAUCGCUGGAAGACAGUCAAUGCAGGGGGCAAUUGGAGAUUGAGAAACGUUGUGCAGAGGUGCAUGCAGCAUUUCAGCACGACAGCGAAGAUUCUGUGUGGUUUCUACAUGUCGCAGACAACGUCAAAAGAGUUGUCGCCAAAGUUGUUGCCUCAUUGGUUGGGAGAACAAUGCUUCCCCAAAGCCUGUCAAAUGAAAACGAAGACGAUUGUUUCCGAGAAACGGCAAGCAUAACUGCUGUUGUUGCCUCCACGUGUGCCGCCAUUUUGUCAAACCUCCAUGAAGGUCAAAGUUCACUGGGUUACACAGACGAGAGGAAGGAGAAAACUCAGCAAUUAGUCAGUGGUGUUGUCUCGGCUGUGGCCCCACAUUGUGUAGUUCUGGCAGCUAGCCACUGCGAGAAGCAUCCGUGGACCAGCAAGACAUCAAGACAGAACACCAAUGGUCUUUGCACUUUGCUCUGCAAGAUGUCAGGCUGCAACUCAGCCUCGGAACUUCUCAUGAUGGGACCAGCCUGGUGCAGACAGUCAAGCAACGUGGGCAUCUUUAAGGACGUCCUAGGUUUGCUGAAGGAACGACUGACAAGGGACCAGUGGCACAGGGAACCGGCAACAAGACAAGCAUUCAGAUGGUGCCUUCUGCAAGUGAAGCAUCCGCAUUUGGGACAGCACCUAGACUCUGUUCUGCCCGCUUCGCUUCUUUUUGUGGACGACUACAAGGAAAACAACAAAUAUCUUGGCGUGUUGUGCCUGCAGCACAUCAUCAAGAAUGUGGACCCGACUGAUUUGCGAUUGCACGGUCGGGCCAUGGUGAUCUUUGAAGCGCUCCACCAUCAACUAUACACGCAGAAGCCUGCCCUGAUUGGCCAACUCCUGCCAUGCCUCGUCAGCAUUCUUGCCGUAAUUGAGCGGUCUCCACAUAAAGCUGAUGAACAAAGAAAACCAAACCGAUACGACACCGUCUUACAGACAAUACUUAUAAGCAUGGAGUUUGAACAGAAGCUGGCCCUCCGGCGGGCUUACACUAAGAAUCUUCACCUGUUCAUCGACAGCAUGGGCAUCACAAUACUCAGACACAUGAAGCGAGUUCUGCGUGUAAUUUUAAAGUACCUUGAGGCCUCUGAUGGUCACGACGAUGUAUCCAGAAUGCACAUGCUACAGUCCCUCAAAUCACUCAUUCUCCAAUCCUGGCCAAGGAUCCCCGCCCACUGGGAGGAAAUCAUCAAAGUGUUACUGAAGCUCCUGUUUGAAGCCUGUGACAACCGCAGCCACGUAGACAAAGAAGUGAGACAGCCCAUCAUUGAUGGAUGUGCGGAAUGUCUGGUGUUGCUCAAACGAUGCUGCAGGAAGAACACCGAAGAGGCUCUCCGAGAGGUCUUAGCGGUCAGCACCGGUGAGAGCGACGCCAUGAAAGAAUCCGUGGAGAGAGUUCUGGAUGGCUGAAGACAUACACAGACGGAGAGUCCAAACACACAGUCACGCAACUUGGACUUUGACAAAAAAUGAGGAAAUACGAAUCUCUACAAGACUUGGUACAAUAUUUUUCAGAAAAAAACCAGGAAAUCAGCUGAUCCAAGGAAAAGUUGCAUGCCUGAAGCAUAGUCUUAUGAAGAUUGUAGAGUCAGGGAUGAGUGCAAAUAUUCUACCCAAUCCCUGAAGGCAGGGUCAAGCAAGAUACAGGUACUAAGGCCGUAGGCAUCUACAUGCUCACUGUUUCUUUUAAAAUAUUCUGGUCGUGGAAUCAAGGUUUCCUCAGAGGUGCACAGGCGUUGUAACCCACAGAUCUGAGGAAACAUAUAAGAUGACAAAGACAUGUUUCAGUUUAAGAUGUAGGAGGAAAAACCUGUGAUGAUAUUUGAGGGGAAGACCCUGGAAUCUGGCAGGGACUGAAGACCCAAUCCACCUGUCGACGUGGGCAGGAUUUGAACCAAGCUCAAAGAGGUGGAAGGUGAGGAAACUACCAUAGCCAUCUGACUUCCUGAUCUUAAAGACUAGCAGGCCAGAAUUCGGGAAGGAUGGAAUUUAGAAAGACCACUGUAACGGAUACUGUUUCUAAGCUCUAAGGGCGUUGUCCGUUCUUGUUCAUGUAUGAAGUCCAGCCUCCAGUGGUUCAGAUAAUCCGCUGCUGUCUAUUCCUACUCACAUUUGGUUGAGAGCUCAACAGGAAAUCCUGUCAAGAUAUCAAUCUGCCCUCCUCUUGGCCA
Messenger RNA from Acanthaster planci (crown-of-thorns starfish), 2388 nucleotides. RefSeq names its product TELO2 interacting protein 2 (gene tti2). The record is from RefSeq and is a predicted model, not a curated record. NCBI's taxonomy places the organism in Eukaryota, Metazoa, Echinodermata, Asteroidea, Valvatida, Acanthasteridae. Gene Ontology annotation, cellular component: TTT Hsp90 cochaperone complex; cytosol; nucleus.